GGUGGAGGCUGGGCUGGUGUCUGUUCCUGGAAUGGGCCAGGAGGGAGGAGCAAGCGGAAGGGGACGGUGUGUUGGUCGGCUGGCCCAGGCGCCGAGAGAAGAGGGUCCCUCCUCCGGUGGCCAGUUUGGGCACCCUGGGACUGUGGCUGCAGGCAUGGCAGACUCUGCGGAGACCCGGAAGCUGGUGUACCUGGUCACAGGUGGCUGCGGCUUCCUAGGGGAGCAUGUGGUGCGGAUGCUACUGCAGCGGGAACCCCGGCUCUAUGAGCUGCGGGUCUUUGACCUGCACCUGGGUCCCUGGCUGGAGGAGCUGAAGACAGGGCCCGUGCAGGUGACCGCCAUCCAGGGGGAUGUGACCCAGGCCCAUGAGGUGGCAGCGGCUGUAGCUGGAGCCCACGUGGUCAUCCACACAGCUGGGCUGGUGGAUGUGUUUGGGAGGGCCAGUCCUGAGACCAUCUAUGAGGUCAACGUCCAGGGCACAAAAAACGUGAUUGAGGCUUGUGUGCAGACUGGAACACGGUUCCUGGUCUACACGAGCAGCAUGGAAGUUGUGGGGCCCAAUAUCAAAGGCCACCCCUUCUACAGGGGCAAUGAAGACACCCCAUAUGAAGCAAUACACAGACACCCUUACCCUUGCAGCAAGGCCCAAGCUGAACGGCUGGUCCUGGAAGCCAAUGGAAGGAAGGUCCAUGGGGGACUGUCCUUGGUGACAUGUGCCCUGCGUCCCACUGGCAUCUACGGCGAAGGCCACCAGAUCAUGAGGGACUUCUACCACCAGGGCCUUCGUCUGGGGGGUCGGCUCUUCCGGGCCAUCCCAGCCUCUGUGGAGCACAGCCGGGUCUAUGUGGGCAAUGUGGCCUGGAUGCACGUGCUGGUAGCCCAAGAGCUGGAGCAGCGAGCUGCGCUGAUGGGCGGCCAGGUGUACUUCUGCUAUGACGAAUCACCCUAUAAGAGCUACGAGGACUUCAACAUGGAGUUCCUGGGCCCCUGUGGGCUGCGGCUGGUGGACACCCGCCUGCUGGUGCCCUACUGGCUGCUGAUGCUCCUGGCUACUCUCAAUGCCCUGCUGCAGUGGCUGCUGCGGCCACUGCUGCUCUACGCCCCCCUGCUCAACCCCUACACGCUGGCCGUGGCCAACACCACCUUCACCGUGAGCACCGACAAAGCCCAGCGCCAUUUCGGCUACAAGCCCCUAUUCUCGUGGGAGGACAGCCGGACCCGCACCAUCCGCUGGGUACAGGCCGUGGAGGGUUCAGCCCCUUAGCAGUGGAGCUGGGGCCCUGGAGCCCAGCAUGGCACAUCCAUCCAGGUGUGACCCUCAGGCCUGGAUUCAGAGUGAAGAUACUUUCUGGCUCCUGUCACCACCUUUGGCCCUCCCUCAGGGAUCACAGUCCCAUUAUUUUCAAACAUUGAUCACCUUUGGACAGCUCUUUUCAAUGAAGCCUACGCAAAUCUGUGUAUUUUCCCUUCUUCCCACCCCUCCACCCAAAUUAGUUCCUGCAGUAAUGUUCGAUCUCGGCCUGAGGAUGCCCUGGUAAUGAUGUACCUGGCCAAGCCCUAGAUUAAAGUUCCUUAUCCAA
Molecule: messenger RNA, 1580 nt
Organism: Panthera uncia (snow leopard)
Lineage: Eukaryota; Metazoa; Chordata; Mammalia; Carnivora; Felidae
Gene: HSD3B7
Product: hydroxy-delta-5-steroid dehydrogenase, 3 beta- and steroid delta-isomerase 7
Exons: 8
Coding region: 32-1264 (410 amino acids)
Biological process (GO): steroid biosynthetic process
Molecular function (GO): 3-beta-hydroxy-Delta5-steroid dehydrogenase (NAD+) activity
Source: RefSeq, a predicted model, not a curated record